This is a messenger RNA of Gossypium raimondii (Peruvian cotton), 912 nucleotides long. RefSeq names its product ubiquitin-conjugating enzyme E2 10. The record is from RefSeq and is a predicted model, not a curated record. The transcript is spliced from 5 exons. Bases 260 to 706 code for a protein of 148 amino acids. Gene Ontology annotation, cellular component: nucleus. Gene Ontology annotation, molecular function: ubiquitin conjugating enzyme activity. Lineage: Eukaryota; Viridiplantae; Streptophyta; Magnoliopsida; Malvales; Malvaceae. Gene Ontology annotation, biological process: protein polyubiquitination.
UUUUGUCGACUUAAGCAUCGGAAGGUGCCUCUCUUUCGAUUCUCUUUCAUUAACCUAGAAUACCAACUUUUUCCUUCCACUUUCAUCAAUAUGUAAAGAAUUGGUGGACCUCUUUCUUUCACAAACACCUACAAUUCCUCCAUUAAAUAAAGCUACCAUCUUCCCCUUUGAAGUUCUCCAUUACAUUUCCCCAUUCUCCCUCUUGAAUAUAUAUAUAUAUAUAUAUAUAUAUAUAUAUAUAUAUAUAAGAACUUUAUUAAUGGCGUCAAAAAGAAUACUAAAGGAGCUCAAGGACUUGCAAAGAGAUCCUCCAGCUUCAUGCAGUGCAGGUCCAGUGGGUGAAAAUAUGUUUCAUUGGCAGGCAACCAUUAUAGGUCCAAAUGAUAGUCCAUAUGCUGGUGGUGUUUUCCUUGUGACCAUCCAUUUCCCUCCUGAUUACCCUUUUAAACCUCCUAAGAUUGCCUUCAGGACCAAGGUUUUCCAUCCCAACAUAAACAGUAAUGGCAAUAUCUGCUUAGACAUUCUCAAAGAACAAUGGAGUCCUGCACUCACCAUAUCCAAGGUUUUACUGUCUAUAUGUUCACUGCUAACCGACCCAAACCCUGAUGAUCCUCUUGUACCGGAGAUUGCUCGUAUGUGCAAAGCUGACAAAUUAAAGUACGAAUCUACUGCUCGGAGCUGGACCCAUAAAUAUGCCAUGGGCUGAACUAGGUAUAUUAUUAUGAAAGGAAAAAGAAGAAAGAAGAAAGCAGUGAUAGUAUAAGAAAAGUGCCACUUUGGUUUACAAUAACAAUGUAUCGGCUUCUCCUUUGGUCCUUGGUUUCAACUUUCCUAAGGUGUUUUGUUUAAUUACUCUGCUUUGCUUAUGACAUAAUGAUAUGAGAUUACUAAUUUUCUAUCUCCUUAACCAAA